CUGACGAAGGCUCGCGAGGCUGUGAGCAGCCACAGUGCCCUGCUCAGAAGCCCGGGGCUCAUCAGUCAAGCUGGUUCUAGGCUCUCACUUGGCAGCACGGGCAGGCGAGUGGCCCCUGGUUCCGGGAGAAGAACAGCAGUGCCCCCAGCCCUGGUCUUCCAGCCCAGAGCCUCGCCUGCCCGCACCACACCAGGAUGGCCACCAUCACCUGCACCCGCUUCACAGAAGAGUACCAGCUCUUCGAGGAACUGGGAAAGGGAGCCUUCUCGGUCGUGCGCAGGUGUGUGAAGGUGCUGGCUGGCCAGGAGUAUGCUGCCAAGAUCAUCAACACCAAGAAACUCUCGGCCAGAGACCAUCAGAAGCUGGAGCGUGAAGCUCGCAUCUGCCGCCUGCUGAAGCACCCCAACAUCGUCCGGCUCCACGACAGCAUCUCCGAGGAGGGACACCAUUACUUGAUCUUCGACCUGGUCACUGGUGGGGAGCUGUUUGAGGACAUCGUGGCCCGGGAGUACUACAGCGAGGCCGAUGCCAGCCACUGCAUCCAGCAGAUCCUGGAGGCUGUGCUGCACUGCCACCAGAUGGGGGUGGUGCACCGGGACCUGAAGCCGGAGAAUCUGCUGCUGGCCUCCAAGCUCAAGGGCGCCGCGGUGAAGCUGGCAGACUUUGGCCUGGCCAUAGAGGUAGAGGGGGAGCAGCAGGCAUGGUUCGGGUUCGCAGGGACCCCUGGAUACCUCUCUCCGGAAGUGCUGCGGAAGGACCCUUACGGGAAGCCCGUGGACCUGUGGGCCUGCGGAGUCAUCCUGUACAUCCUGCUAGUUGGGUAUCCCCCGUUCUGGGAUGAGGACCAGCACCGCUUGUACCAGCAGAUCAAAGCCGGCGCCUAUGAUUUCCCAUCACCAGAGUGGGACACUGUCACCCCAGAAGCCAAGGAUCUCAUCAACAAGAUGCUGACCAUCAACCCGUCCAAACGCAUCACGGCCGCCGAGGCCCUCAAGCACCCCUGGAUCUCGCACCGGUCCACCGUGGCCUCCUGCAUGCACAGACAGGAGACCGUGGACUGCCUGAAGAAGUUCAACGCCAGGAGAAAACUCAAGGGAGCGAUCCUCACCACGAUGCUGGCCACCAGGAACUUCUCUGGAGGGAAGAGUGGAGGAAACAAGAAGAAUGAUGGUGUGAAGAAAAGAAAGUCCAGUUCCAGCGUUCAGUUAAUGGAAUCCUCAGAGAGCACCAACACCACCAUUGAGGACGAAGACACCAAAGUGCGGAAACAGGAAAUUAUAAAAGUGACAGAGCAGCUGAUCGAAGCCAUAAGCAAUGGAGAUUUUGAGUCCUACACGAAGAUGUGUGACCCCGGGAUGACAGCCUUCGAACCCGAGGCCCUGGGGAACCUGGUCGAGGGCCUGGACUUCCAUCGAUUCUAUUUUGAAAACCUGUGGUCCCGGAACAGCAAGCCCGUGCACACCACCAUUUUGAACCCCCACAUCCACCUGAUGGGCGACGAGUCGGCCUGCAUCGCCUACAUACGCAUCACGCAGUACCUGGACGCCGGCGGCAUCCCCCGCACGGCCCAGUCCGAGGAGACCCGUGUCUGGCACCGCCGGGACGGCAAAUGGCAGAUCGUCCACUUCCACAGAUCUGGGGCGCCCUCUGUCCUGCCCCACUGAAGGGCCCGGCUGGGGCGCCGUACCGCACAGAUCUACUCUUCGUCCUUGGAACGUCGCUGCUGUUUCUCCCGCCUCGGAUCUUGCUGGAAUUCCCCCAGCCACAUCGCCCCCUACCACCACCGUCACCGCCUCCUUCAUACCUGCAUCAGGAAACCUCGCCCCCCAAAGCCUCCGUGUCUUCAGAGCAAAUGGCCACAUUUCCCCGCCUCCCGCCUGGCACGCUCGGUCUCUGUCCCCAGCCAGGGCAGAGCUUCCUCAGGCCCCGGUGCCCUGCGAGCUGGCCCCCAGGCCCCCCUACCCGGCUGUUGCAGACCUGGCUGGCCUUGGCCACAGGCCGGAAAGCCCAGCUGUGCGUUCACCCAGGGGCUGGGGAGAAGGAGAGGCAGAGUUGGGAGAUCCCUGAUCACUUUCCUUCCAGGGAUCCCCACCGCGCACCCCUCCCCCGCCCCGCCCCGCCCCCGCCGGGAAAGGCAGGGGAACCCUCCUCCCCGCCCCCGCCCCUCCCCCCCUCCCGCCGUGGGAGAGCGGCAGAGCAGCGGAUGCCAGGAGCCUCCUUCUGCUUCAGUGCUUCAGCCUGGCUCCUGACCUCUUCCCCCGUCCUGCCCUCCCCACACAGCUCCGCUUGCCACUUCUCCCUCCCUCGGCGUGGGGGGCGCGAUCCUCUCAGGGUGCCCCCACUUUCUUCCUUCUUCCUUUUCUGACGUUUACCUCCAACACUAACUGCCCAUUCCGCCCCCCCACCCCCACCCCCAUCAGGCCCCGGGGAAUUCCAGCUUCAUCGCUUGAGGGAGAAAACCUGAUUGCUUUUUGGGGGCAAAAGAAAGCAAUGUUUAGGUAUCACUACUUGGACCGCAUGCCUUUUUACAGCCAAACUCCUGUGUGUUUCGUACAUGGAUUUCGCGUUAAUGGAUAUUUAUGUAAAAAUUAGACCUCUCGAUUCGUGUGAAGAGGGUUGGUUGGGUUGGGAAGGAAGGUGGGGAGAGGGCAGAAGGAUUUUUUUUCUGUUCUAGUUCUUUCAUUUAUUUAUUUUUAAAUGUCAUCUCUGAGAUGGAUUUCGUCACCAAUGGUGACCCCGGCAGCGGGACUCAGCCCCCGCAAGAAGGACCUCGCUGCAACUUCGGUCCCAUGGUCCUUGGAGGACCAAAUCAGGUGUCAGUGCUGAGAAGCACCAGUAAAUCAGGGCAGGCGGAGCGAGGGGAGUCUUCAGGAUGGAAACACCUGGACUUCUCUUUGCUUGCCUCCCAAUCCGGGGUCCUGACUACCACGCUUCCCAGGAUGUCAUCCUGCCCCAUCCGUGUGCCGCCCCCAGCACCCCACCCGUCUCUGGGGGCGGUUCAUCAGCAAGCGUCUUCCUCGUUCGCCCCGCCCCCUCGGUGUCUGCUGGUCCCAGCAGAGCCCUGGAACGUCUGCUCUUCACGCCCGAUCCUGCAGCCGCCGGUUCGCAUCGCUCCCUCCCUCCUUCUCUUCGUCUUGUUCUCGAGCGCCCUCUUCCCCCGGAUGGACUCUGAUGUGGAAGCCUUGGCGCGUCUGCUGGGAUCUGCUGUCUGCACUGUUUUCUUUGCAUGACUUUAUAUGCAGUAAGUAUGUUGAAAAACCCAGAAAAGAAGAAAAAACACUCAGCAAAACCAAUCUACAUGUUUUGGACAAAAAAAAAAAAAAAGAAAUAGAGGUUGUAUUCUCGGUGUCCAACUCGGAAAUAUGUUGCUGCCUCUCUGUGCUUUUGGCCUCUGUGUGGCCGUGUUUUGCCAGCAUGAGAUAUUGUCCCCUCUGGAGGAUUUUAGGGGAGGAAGAGCCACAUCCCCACGGCUUUAGAGGAGGCACUGAUUCCCUCUGCGGAGUCCCAGGUGGCGGGUGGAACAGGACUGAUGGGGAUGUUUGAUCCAGACCCUCCUGAGUUUUCCCUGAUCGCAGGCUGUCUGCUGGGCUCUCCUCUCAACUGCUGUCGCCCUGGGGACAGGUGAGGCAGGCCGGCCAGGGGUAACAGGCCAGGAAAGAGGCUGCCCGAGCCUCCUGGUCUCCAAACUGGUCGAUCACUGGCCACUAGCCUUGGCAGAGACCCUGCUGCCGAGGCUCAGGGGUGGGCACUUCGCCUGCCCCUGGCCCAGAGGGCUUCCCAGUAAAGCCCGGUGAUCCCAGCAUCCCAGCAGCAAAGCCGCCCGCCUCCCUGUUAGCUGCCAGCUCCCACGGCCGUCACCAAGCCAAAGGUGUGGCCUUCACCAGGGGAUGCUGCAACUACCAAGGCCAAGUCUGGUCCCUUCUUCAGCCUUGGUGUCCCCCCUCAGUUAAAGAGGUUAAAUAGUCCUGCCCAACCUAUGUGGCAGGGCUGAGGGGGGAUCAAAUGGGGUGGUGAGGUGAAGCCCAACACAUCUGUGAGAACCAACAGGGUUAGUCACUGGCUGGACUCCUGCUCUCUUCUGAGCCCGGCCAGUCCCCUCCCCUCACCCGCCUGCCCCCUCGUUCACCUCUCUGGUGCCUGUUAACUGCUUCUCAGCAGUGAACUGUGGGGCAAGAGCUGUGGUUUGGGGGUUAUUAGGAUUUCAUUCCCAGCUCUGACCAGACUGGCUGUGUUAACCCUGGGCAAGACCUUCCCCUGCUCUGGUCCUCAGUUUCCCACAAGAAAAAACUGAGCUGGAGGACACCAAUGUCCUGCCUUUCAUUUGCGGACACACCUCCUGUCCACUGUGUCCCUCUCUCAGUACCAGGGAAGUGGAGCCACGUCCCUACCCCAGGCUGAGAUGGCCCCGCCGCAGAGGCCGCGCCUUCAGGUGGGCAGCAGCAGGUGUGGGCCAUGGGGCACCAGUGUGAUCCUGAGGUAGCAGGCAGGGCAGACGGCAGGCAGAGCAGCCCAGCACCCACCCCCACCAGACAGCCAACUCUGUACUCCUUCAGAACAUCCUGCCGAUGCAAAAAAUCUAGACCUAAGACAAGACCUAGGUCCCAGCAUGCAAACACGUUUACGGGAAGGUACUCUCCCGGGUUCAUGCCCGCUGUGGCGUUAACCCUGACCAUGGCCUCCUGUCUCCCUUCAAGGGAAGACCCCCUGGGGGGAUGUGUUUGCAGACUCCCCGUGCUGGUUUCUUUGUUACUAUCUGUUUGGGGUUUUGUUUUGGUUCUUUCUUUUCUUUCUUGUUUUCUUUUCUGUUUUUAAAAAUACGUGGCUGUGAACUU
Molecule: messenger RNA, 4832 nt
Organism: Phyllostomus discolor (pale spear-nosed bat)
Lineage: Eukaryota; Metazoa; Chordata; Mammalia; Chiroptera; Phyllostomidae
Gene: CAMK2A
Product: calcium/calmodulin dependent protein kinase II alpha
Exons: 19
Coding region: 195-1664 (489 amino acids)
Biological process (GO): protein phosphorylation
Cellular component (GO): neuron projection; cytoplasm
Molecular function (GO): calcium/calmodulin-dependent protein kinase activity; calmodulin binding; ATP binding
Source: RefSeq, a predicted model, not a curated record